CCCACCGCGCCAGCUUCAACCUCCCAGCACGGGUGCCUUGCGUCGCAAAAAUGGCCCUCAUCGUCGACAAGCAUCGGCCGCGGUCGCUCGAGGCUCUGACAUAUCACAAUGAGCUGUCGGAGCGGCUCCGGUCGCUCGCUCAAAGCGGCGACUUCCCCCAUCUCCUCGUGUACGGUCCCUCAGGCGCCGGCAAGAAGACGAGGAUUGUGGCCACGCUCAAGGAGCUGUACGGCCCAGGCGUCGAAAAGAUCAAGAUCGACGCGCGCGUGUUCCAGACGAGCAGUAACCGCAAGCUCGAAUUCAACAUCGUCGCCUCCAUCUACCACCUCGAAAUCACCCCUUCUGACGUCGGCAACUACGACAGAGUCGUCGUACAGGACCUCCUGAAGGAGGUGGCGCAGACGCAGCAGGUCGACCAGUCGGCCAAGCAGCGGUUCAAGGUGGUGGUCAUCAACGAGGCCGACCACCUCACGCGCGACGCCCAGGCCGCGCUGCGUCGCACCAUGGAGAAGUACUCGCCCAACCUGCGUCUGAUCCUCCUCGCAAACUCAACGUCCAACAUUAUCGCACCGAUUCGCUCGAGGACGCUGCUGGUGCGAGUCGCGGCACCGACGCACGAGGAGAUAUGCGACGUGCUCGCCCAGUCGGCGAAGAAGGAGGGCUGGGAGGUCGUCAAGGGUCUGCACAGACGCAUCGCCGAGGAUAGCGGCCGAAAUCUUCGGAGAGCCCUCCUCAUGUACGAAGCCGUCCAUGCGCAAAACGAAAAAGUAACGGAAAGCACGCCGAUUCCGCCUGCCGACUGGGAGGCAUUGAUCGGCCAGAUCGCCAAGGAAAUCAUGGAAGAGCACACCCCCGCCAGGAUCCUGCAAGUUCGGUCGAAACUCUACGACCUGCUCACGCACUGCAUCCCGCCGACGACCAUCCUCAAGACCCUGACAUUCAAGCUUCUGGCCCUCAUCGACGACGGGCUCAAGAGGGAGGUGAUCCAAUGGUCAGCCUUCUACGAGCACCGGAUCAAGACGGGCACCAAGGUCAUUUUCCACCUCGAGGCGUUUGUGGCCAAGUUUAUGCGGAUAUUCGAGAUGUACCUGAUGAGCAUGGACAUGUAACAGGGGAAGCGGACCAACAAGUCUCGUGGCGGAGGUAUCGGAGUCUGGCGUGUGUUUUGGCUUUCUGCAUCCAAUUACUCGAUUUCAAAACAAAACUUAUUGGAGCCGCAUUGGCUCGGGACGGGCAGGAACUCAUCGUGGCCAGAGGCCGUGCAUCGUUGCACAACGCGACCUAUGUACUAGUUACCGACCCGUCCAUCCCCCCAUGUACACAGCAUGAUCUGGCAAAUAUAUGCAAGUUGCAAUCGUC
This is a messenger RNA of Purpureocillium takamizusanense, 1359 nucleotides long. RefSeq names its product Replication factor C (RF-C) subunit (gene RFC5). Gene Ontology annotation, biological process: DNA repair; DNA-templated DNA replication. The record is from RefSeq and is a predicted model, not a curated record. Gene Ontology annotation, molecular function: DNA binding; DNA clamp loader activity; ATP hydrolysis activity. NCBI's taxonomy places the organism in Eukaryota, Fungi, Ascomycota, Sordariomycetes, Hypocreales, Ophiocordycipitaceae. The transcript is spliced from 3 exons. Gene Ontology annotation, cellular component: nucleus; Rad17 RFC-like complex; Ctf18 RFC-like complex. The coding region runs from base 51 to 1109 and encodes 352 amino acids.